AUGCGGUCCUCUAUCUUCGUCAUUGCGCUCUUGAUGAGUGGUGUGCUGCUCGUCAUGGCGGAUGCCGAAUCGGAUUCUAGGCAACUGGAAGCCACGGCACCUGGCGCUGAGAAGCUCGUGGUCGAGGCUCCCAAGGAAGUGGCGAGGGUUCCUCUUCCUGAUUUAGAAAGACAGGAAGAACGAAUGCUUUUAGAAUCGUUGCUCUUUUCUUCUAGGUUUAUCGCAUCGCUAUUGUUAAUUAACGUCGAUCUGCGUAGCCUAUACUUCUGGCAUCCCAACCCACACGAAGAAGAAGACUUAUGGGACAUCUUGAAAAAAAUGACGAUGAGCAUCAACUAUAUAGGACGGAGGUGGUCAGUCACUCCACUGUAUCACGAAAUGGCUGCGAACCGGUUCGAUGUCCGUCACGUUGAAGUGCCGGAGGAACUCCUGUCAAGCGAAGGCUGCGUGUACUUUGUACUUCGUGCUCGCCUUCGGUCUAUACAGCCUUCCGCGUACAAUUCGGUGGUGGAUGCUCUUCGAAGGUAUCUGAGCGAGUUGGAGGUGGCAAUAUUGCUCUCGCGGUCCAAGGAAAUGCACAUGAGUGUGGCAGUCAUCGAACACGAGCAAUUUGAGGCAUGGAGAGUGGGAAGAAUCACGCCUGGAGCCGUUCGAAGUGCGUUCGUGAGCCAAUGCUCAUUACUGCCCGAAUCUUCAGCCUUCAAGAAGCCUACUCCAUUCCAAGUGGAUGAUGGCAGGUUUUUGAGAAAAAUUCUUCGUGAUUAUACGAGCUACUGUCGUAACCCAGACGCUUUUGCGAAAAAUAAGUACCAAUAA
Messenger RNA from Hyaloperonospora brassicae, 816 nucleotides. NCBI's taxonomy places the organism in Eukaryota, Oomycota, Peronosporomycetes, Peronosporales, Peronosporaceae. The record is from the annotation of a GenBank genome assembly.